UUUUAGAUGAGAACCCCAUUUCUUUGUUGGCUUGUAAAUCAUAGCGAAUCUUUUCGUAUCAUAUUGCAUCUUAAUUUAAACAACCAAUAAUUGCAGGGUAGUCCCAUAACUCCACACAUUCGUAAAUAUCAAACAAUAAAAUAUAUGAUGCAUGAUACGCGCCGAGGGUGGCUCGAUUGUGUAUAAAUAGAGGCUGUCUCUCUCUCCACAUUGGAGUCACAAGUUGUUUAGAGAGAUAAGAGUCGAUUGUUUAGAGAAAGAGGGUGUGUUGGUAGUGGGUUAGAGAGAGAAAAGUAUGGCAUGUGAGGUAGAGUCUGCUUAUAUCCAGCCCACGGAUACUCGGCCCGAUCCAACGAUCCAAGUCGCGCAGGGCAUCCCCGUGAUCGAUCUCUCACCGUUGGAUUCGGGGGACAAAUCUCAGGUAAACCAACUAGUGGAGGAGGUGAAGGCUGCUCUCAAAGAGUGGCGCAUGUUUUUCGUGGUGAAUCAUGGCAUUCCGGCGGACAUCCGGCAAAAUGCCGAUGAAAAGAUCGCCCAGUUUUUCGCCCUUCCAUUGGAGGAGAAGCUCAAGGUUCAGAGGGACUUUAAGGACACGCUGGGUUAUUUUAACAAGGAAUUAACACAUAAUACAAAGGAUUGGGUGGAGGUUUACGACUAUUUUGUGAACAGUCCGGUUGAGUUGCCGGCAAAUGCGGAGGCUGAUUGUCCAAAGAUGGUGACACUCGCCAACAAGAGGCCCGAGAACCCACUCGGUUUCGUGGAAGCAUGUGACGCUUAUGGGAAAGAGGCGGAAAGAUUAGGGUUUCGGCUUUUGGAGGUGAUCGCUCUGAGCCUUGGCUUACCGUCCAAGAGGUUCCAAGCUUACUUUGAGAACAGUGGGAGCUUUAAUCGAGUAAAUCACUACCCACCUUGCCCUUCCCCUUCUCUUGUGCUUGGAAAGGGGUGCCACACCGAUGCUAGUGCACUCACUGUGCUCGCCACUGACAACGUGAGUGGCCUCGAAAUCAAAAGGAAAGAUGGAAAGUGGCUCAAGGUUAACCCUCUUCCUGGUGCCUACAUCAUCAACACGGGUGAAGCCAUGAAUGUAUUUAGCAAUGGCUACUAUGAAAGUCUUGAACACAGGGUGGUGGCGAACACUAACCAGCACAGGUAUUCGAUGGGCUUUUCAUUUGGACCAGCAAGCCAUGUUAUGGUAAAGCCUCUUAAGGAGCUGGUGAACGAGCUCAACCCACCCAAGUUUAAAGGUUUCAUGUGGGGCAAGUUUUACAGGUCCAGGAGGAACAGUAACUUCUUGAGGCUCAAUGCUGAGAAUUUAGAAGCUCGCCACUUCAAAAUCAAUCAAUAGGGGACAUCCAUCUCUCUCUAAAUUAAUCAAAAGGAGCCAUCUCUCUCUCAUGUUCAGGCCCUUCGUUGAUUGUUGGGACACUGUUAUAUCACCAGCCCUUUCGCUUGAGUGUGCCAUUGGGUGUGUGUGUUUAUAAUAAAUUGCUGUUGACAUUGAACGGCUCACUAAGGUGGAUGCAUAAUUUUAGUCUUUUUCUCU
Amborella trichopoda is the source of this 1543-nucleotide messenger RNA. Its product is annotated as jasmonate-induced oxygenase 2. NCBI's taxonomy places the organism in Eukaryota, Viridiplantae, Streptophyta, Magnoliopsida, Amborellales, Amborellaceae. The record is from RefSeq and is a predicted model, not a curated record.